GCUCGUUCUAUUUCUAUGAGAUCCGUGCACGCGCCUUCAUCAGCAUCAGCAUCAUCAGAAGCGCGCAGAUCACGCCAAACAGCGCACUGGUUCAUCAGCAGGCGUGUGACUGAAACACAAGAUAAUCGAUAUCAAUACAUCGCCACCUAUGUGCGUUCUGCAUAUCUGACUCUCGUUUCUUUGGAUCAGCGUUGGACCGUUUUGAGGGUUUCCCAGCGGGCGUCAGCAGUCAGUGUGGCAGAAAACGAGAGAGAAAUUAGCGAGAUCAUAUUUAAUAUCCACUUCUCCAGCGUCUGUGGAUGGGCUGCGGACAUCUGCAUCUGCAGUCUCUGUUUUUGAGUCACUGAGAAGAUGGCGGACAGGGCAGAGAUGUUUUCUCUCUCCACCUUCCACUCCCUUUCUCCUCCGGGAUUCAGGCCGGCUCAUGACAUCAGUCUGGAGGAGUUUGAUGAUGAAGAUUUGUCUGAAAUCACAGAUGAUUGUGGCAUAGGCCUCAACUACGACUCUGACCCUUAUGAAAAGGACUGCUUGAUUCUAGAAAAGAAUGAGUUCCACCACCCAGUGUGCUCAUUCCAAGAUGACUUCCAAGAGUUUGAGAUGAUCGAUGAUGAGGAAGAAGAAGAGGAUGCAGAUCCUGAUGCCCCUCCCUCACCAUCAGAAUCCCCUCCCCCCUCUCCUACUCUGGGCACACUGAAGAGCCGCCCAACCACUCUAAACCUGACUGCGGCAGUUUCACAGGACUCCCUGAACAACAACAGCAACGUGUCACCACAGAAGUCAAGCUGGCAGGAUUCUCUUCGAAACCCGACUUCACAGGGUUGUUUGUCUCCAAACCACUCUUGCCUUGAGGAUGGUUCCCAUGUAACUACUACAUGCCUGGGGGCUCCAGAUACCACUGUCUCUACCAAUGGUACACCCUCAAAGCCACCAGGACGUUGUGGUCUUCAUCAGUCACCUGGCAGGCCGCUGCUGUACGACUUUGAAGGCAACAGACGAGAGCAACCAGAAUACGGCUCAUUUGGUCAACAUAACUCAUCGAGUGGGUCUGAGGCGAAUGAGGUGAAGCCUGAUGUUGAGGAAUCCACUCUAAGUGAGCUUGUUCCCUCAGUGGAUGACUGCACUUCCCAGUGCUCCGACACUGAGGUUGACCAUGACCUGAAUGGUCAUGCCAAACGUCGACCUUGCCGCUCUCGACCCAAUGACACGUAUACUGUGACCACAGAGACUGCUGACGACCCAGAGCUGGAAUAUGAUGGCACCAGUAGGUGUCUGUCCUCAACUGCACCUCUUGGUAAUGAUGCUGAGACUCCGCUAUCGGAUGAGGAGCUGGACAAAGAGUUUGACAUUGACUUCAUGAGUAAGGAUACCUAUGAUCAAACCUGCAAGGAAGCUGAGGCCUCUUCUUACGUUGAGUUCCCCUGCAUUGAACAAGCGGAGUCCAUUUCUGUCUCUAGCUAUGUGUCGUCGAGUCGAUCAGAUGUGCUUGAUGCUAUGGAUGAACCUCGAAAUAUGCAUCUGGGUCAACCUGCUGCUGCAAAUGACACAACUUCUCCUUCUUCUGAUCCAGGCAUUGCUGAUAUGAAUGCAAAACGCUAUGCAGAGUCAGACCGCCACAGUGAUGACCUCAGCUCUCCUGGAUCAGACUCAGAUAUUGAAGGGGAACUUGAGGCUGCAUUUGCAUGUGAUCCACUUGCUAGUAACAUGAUUUCCUCCAUCUCGGAGACAGAGCUGGACCUGACCAGUGAAUCUAGCAGUGGGCGUUCCUCGCACCUCACCAAUUCCAUUGAAGAAGCCAGCUCCCCAACCUCAGACCAAGAACUGGACCAGGAGCUGGACCCUGAGCCGGACAGUGGUAUUGUAGGUCUAAAAGCUUCUCUUCUUCUAGGCCAACCUGACCCAAUUAAACAAGAACCUUCACCAGGUCUAGAUCCCAGCACAGACAUGUUACAACUAGAUGAUGGCCAAGCUCUGAUGGGCCUGCAGAAUGUAGACGAUGAACAGGUUUAUGAGCACCAGGCUGAUCCAGAUGAGACUCUUCCUCCUGCCGUUCCCUGUGAGGAUAGUGGCUCUCAGCAGCUGUUGUUGAAGAUUGAGCCUGACCACAGUCUUGAGAGCUUCAAACGCUCCUUCUAUUUGCCCGUUGGCUCCAAACUCAUGCCCUCUGUGGACGAGUAUGAUGGUAACAGCGAGGGAGAAUCAGAGUCAGAGUCAGAGGACGAACUCAGUGAAAACUCUGAUUCUCCUUGGCUUCUCAGCAACCUGGUCAACAGGAUGAUUUCAGAAGGCUCCUACCCAAUCAGUUGCCCAGAAGAGUGCCUCAAACACUCAGCCUCCAUCUCUGACACCAUCUCACCCUCAUCGGACCUGGAAACAGAUACUUUCAAUGAGACGGAUUGCUGCAAUUCACAAAAGCAGAAAUCUGAAGAAAAGUCACAAGGGGUUCCCUCUGAAAAAUCCGAGAUGAGGCUGAAUGAAGAGAAAGAGAGUGAAGCCAGCUAUGUAUCUGAAGAGGGACCGAAGGAAAGCAAGAGAACAGACUCUUGUCUGUACAUGAGCAACCCCAUAUAUGGCAAAUCUACACCUGUCUUUACAGAGGGUUUCGAAACGAGGGCAAAGAAUUAUGAAUCAGAGGACUUCCCAUCCCAAAACUCAUUAAAAAACAAGCAGAAAGAAGAAGAGGAGGAGCCAAAUAAUGACUUGAUGAUGGAGAGAAUGAAGGAGCUGGAAUCUCCCAGCUUGAGCGAGAGCAUAAUCAGCGACAAGGAUGAGGGACGGGAGACACGGGUCAAUCAGCUCACUUUGCAGCGAAUCACAGAAGUCAAAAACAGCCUUACACUGGACAUCCCAACAUCACAGACCAAUCACUGUUUCAGUCUUACAUACUCGACAGAUAAUGAUGAAGAUGAGCAAGAUACCUCCCCUUUUCUGGAGGAUCUUCACACGGUACCGUCACCCUUUGGAAAUGAGGCUUACUUGGACAGCUCCCCACCUAUUGACGAGAGCGUGCGAGAGUUGAGGAACACAACUUCCGACCGGCCCAUUGAUGACUCCUUGGCAUAUGAUUCAAUGAAGUACACCCUAGUGGUGGAUGAAAACACAACCCUUGAGCUGGUGAGCCUAAAGCGCUGUACCUCUGUUCUCAGUGAGGACAGUGAUGGACUCUCUACUAUCUGUGAUGAAGAAGUUGUUGAUGAAGAUGAAGACAUUUAUGGACAGGGUCAGAUGGUAGGAGGCAUGAGACCAGAUUUGCUGUUAAGCUCCUCUGAAGAAGACUCCUCCCCCGAGGCAGAUUUACCUUUCUCAAAGAAGUUCCUCAAUGUGUUUGUCAACAACACAUCACGGUCCUCCAGCACAGAGUCCUUUGGGCUUUUCUCGUGCACUAUAAAUGGAGAAGAAAGAGAUCAGACUCACAGAGCAGUCUUCAGGUUCAUCCCACGACAUGCAGAUGAGCUGGAGUUAGACGUUGAUGAUCCAUUAUUCGUUGAGGAAGAGGAGGAUGAUUACUGGUACCGUGGGUACAACAUGCGCACAGGGGCCAGAGGAAUUUUCCCAGCGUACUAUGCCCACGAGGUUGUUGGCCAAACAAAAGACCUGUGUGUUUCCAUAGCAAUGAAGAGGAACCCUGCUUGGAUGGAAAGCUUCCGAGUGCAGUUCCUGGGUUCAGUGGAAGUUCCUUAUCACCAAGGCAACGGCAUCCUGUGUGCUGCCAUGCAGAAGAUCGCUAUGGCAAGGAAGAGGACGGUGCAUCUUCAUCCCCCAUCUAUUUGUGAGCUGGAAAUAAGCCUGCAGGGUGUGAAACUAGUCAUGAGUUUGGAUGACGAGUACGACCUUUCAGGGGAGUUUGACAGAUGUAGUCACUUCUUCCAAAUGAAAAACAUCUCCUUCUGUGGAUGUCAUCCUAAAAACAACUGUUAUUUUGGUUUCAUUACCAAGCACCCGAUGCUGAACAGGUUUGCAUGUCACGUCUUUGUCUCUCAGGACGCCAUGAGACAUGUAGCUGAGUGUGUGGGACGGGCAUUCCAGGAGUACUACCAGGAGCACUUAGAAUACGCCUGUCCUACCGAAGAUAUCUACCUUGAGUAAAGGAGAAAAGGGUAACCAUAGCACCUGCUGUCCCUCACGACAGAUGUCUGUUCCUGGGCUUGGCCACUACGAGGCGUCUGGCAGCCUCCUCAAAUGUAACAUAGGCCUCAUCUCUUUCUUCUCUUCCUCAGUUUCUCUUGUUCUCUCCACAUGAACUGAGCUGAAUACUUUACAUAUAGGCUCUUAGUGGUCUGUCUAUUUAUUUAAAUGUUUAUCAGUUAAUUUAAUCUCAUCAAUGAGAUGGAUUGCUUGUUUAUUUAACUUUUCUACUAUAUAAUUAGGGAUAUGGUUUUGGGGUGGAUACAUCGGUUUAAUAUAUAUAUAUAUAUAUAUAUAUAUAGUACUGAUGUAGAAAAGGCAAAAUAUGACUUCACAUGUUUGAUUGCAUGGCUUUGAGGGUUAUGCUCACAAACACACAUGGGAGAUCUAACAAUGUUUAAAAGCAAAAGGCGAUCAGAGGUUUGAAUCUGAAGACCAGGAUUUUUUGUAAAUAUGUAUUUGUCCGAUUCUGAUACAUUGCUGUACUGGGUUUGUACUAAAGAGGACAGGGCAGUAGGACGUGACCUGGAAUCAUCGAUGGGUCUACAGAUUGUCUGUUCCCAUGUAGUAGAAGGCUUACUGUACGUUUCUGAUUCUACCGCAAUGUAAAUACUGUACAAAUAGAGAUGACUGUAGGUGAAUACAGAUGCUACAAUACAUCACAGUAUGCAAAUAUCCUGCGCCAUCUGUCUGCGAAUGAAAAAGUGGGACGGAUUGCAGGUCGGCAGGCUGGGUGUAGAUGGAUCUAGAGAUGUUCGGUGAGUCUCAUCAAGUCACAUCUGGAGCAUAUUUGACCCCAAAAUCACAAUAAAGUUUUAAGAAAUGGUAUUUUGUGGAAAGAUGAUUCUUGACAUUACUUUCAUAUCAAUGUUUAACACCCACAAUUACUGUAAUUCAUCCAGAUGUUUCAGUUUUGAGUUUUUGUGUUUAAUUUUCAUUAUUUGCAUUGCCAUUGUGACAUUCCCAUCAUAGUUAAACACCUACAGUUAUUGUAAUGCAUCCAGAUGUUUAGUUCUGGGUUUAUUUGUAGUUGGUUUUCAUUGAUGGUUCUCAGUAAUAGUUAUGCAAAUCAUCCUGACAAUAUUUUUUAUUUAAAAAAAUCGGCAUGCAAUUAGGGCUGUGCUGCAAAUAUUACCAUUAUAUAUAAAUAACUUAUGAUUGUAUCAUUCAUAUCUAUAUUUAUUCAUAUAAUUAAUAAUAAUAAUGGAGAGGGAGGUGAGGGAAUGUGCUAUAUUGUCAUUAAACAAUAAAAAAAUAGGCUUUAUUUGCAUGCACAAUAAAAUUGAUAUAUUUUGCAUUUCAUUUUGGGGUAAAAUAUUACUCAGAUAUCGACUUUGUGUGAUUCAUCCGGUUGGCUAUGAUACAGCAUAGUCCUUUGGGGAUUCAGUCAGAUAAUAUUUCUCCAUCUCUCAAACCUGACAGCUUACCAUAGUCUGCUGUCUUGUAUGAUCUUCAGGUUGCAUUGAAACUUUUAAGCCAUGCUUUCAACAUUUGCAGGUAGAUAUUUCAGAGGGAUGCAAUACUUAUAGACUGUAAGCAUACUGAAUGCAGGAGUAUUUUACCAGUGGACUGGACAAUUUACUUCUCAGUUAAUUUGCAGGACAAAUGCUGCUUCACUAAAGAAUAAAAAUACCCUUAUUCAGUCCCGUGAAGCAAUGAAUAAGUGAAUGUCAUUUAUGUAGAUGCCAUGUGAUUAUAUAAUAAGCUCAGGACACUGGAAAACAAUCCUUGUGUAUUGUUUUGUCUCUCUGAGUCAGUCACAGACGCUGAUCGGUAGAUGCGGUGUGGUUGUUCAGCGCUCUUAAUUCUAACUAGCCCUCGUCCUGACCUUGACCUGCACUGCUGAGACUAAACAGAGCAGAUCCCCCUGCUGGCUUCACACAGUAAUGACCUACAAUAACAUUUACCUGAUGAAUGCAAUCCAGGGCCAUGCAACAGCUCACAAUCAGAAUCAUGAUGUGAAGACAUUCAGGUAAUAUUACAGGAAAAUGUGUGUAGUUCUAUUUAAAAAUGGCUUGAUGUAUCCGAUAUGCUAUAUCUGGUACAUGCAUAGGUCAAAAUUAUGAAGAGAUGGCAUAUAUACGACAUCCUGUCAGGUAACUUACUGUUUCAUUAACUAGAAAUGAAAGGCUGCGUUUGGAAUGAAGUGGAAUAUUAGCAUACUGCAUACUACAUACUUUGUAAACCUCAUUACAUUACAGAAGUCCGUCUUAAGAUUUAUCAGUCUGUCAAAAUAAUAAAUCAAGGAGUUGACAAAGACCACAGCUGAUAUUUCAUGUACUAAAUCCUGCAUUGAGGAAUUCAGCAUCCUGUUCUUUGUGGUUUUUAAUAUUGCACAUUUUGGCAAAACAUCUGAAUUUUUCAUGCACAACACUGCUCUGGGGUAUACUACAGUAGUAUGCAUAGUAUGGUAGUAUGCUAUUUUGCACACAGCCCAAUGUUCCCUGCACACGUGACUGUAUGCUCCAGCAGCCUGCAAUCUCCGUCCAUGGUUACCCGUUCAUUUGUGACAGUGAUACUCUUACGGAAGGAGAUUUAGGUUUUAAACGUGUCUUGUUUUUGGUUAGAUUGCUGUAAAUAUUUUAGAGUCAGGAUCACCACGCUGUGUCCUUUCUGUUGAGUAUGUUAUUGAGAUUACUAUGUAAAUGUAAAAGAAAUAAGAUAUUAAUAAUGUUGACGAUAGCAAUCUUACAACCAAAAGCCAACUGUGAUGGGGUGAAAAGAUAUAAAUAGCUUUGAAUUAGUAUUUGUAUCUUUCCUUUAUCUGCUUUACAUCAGUGUACAUCUGUUGUUGGAUGUGUGGAAUAACAUGCAGUCGCUGAGGUUCUAACAAUCACAAACAGACAUGUUUCGAAUGCACAAAAAAAAUCAUCCAUCAUUGAACCGAAUGAUCAGCAAUUUUGUCUCAUUUAUGAACAAAUAUGAAUCGGAGCUCUAAAUCCUUAGUUAUGACUGUUACAUGACAUUUUUAUUGUGCGUUCAUACAAUAAAUGAAUAUCUUAAAUAUUUUAGCCUUCACUUAAGCAAUUUGUAGUGACAAAUUGGCUGUGAAACCCCUAACACAUUCAAGCAGAGCAUCUAAUACUUCUUCUUGAUCACUUAAGCUUGGGUAGCUGAAAUACAAUUACAAGAAAUACAAAGUUCUGGACUAAAACGUACAGAAUUCAGUCCUUCACUGUAUAACGGAAACAGCUUCAGUAUGACAAAACUAUGUAUCUUGUAUCUUUAAAAAUGACAACUUGUAAAGAAAAAACGAAAAAAAAAAAAAAAAUCUCACUGCCUUGUCAUGGAUUUGGUCUUAUGAAUAAAAUACUAUAUGCUUGAUGUCACCAAA
Messenger RNA from Carassius gibelio (silver crucian carp), 7456 nucleotides. Its product is annotated as C-Jun-amino-terminal kinase-interacting protein 2. The coding region runs from base 352 to 4083 and encodes 1243 amino acids. The transcript has 12 exons. Gene Ontology annotation, cellular component: cytoplasm. Gene Ontology annotation, biological process: regulation of JNK cascade. The record is from RefSeq and is a predicted model, not a curated record. Gene Ontology annotation, molecular function: protein binding. NCBI's taxonomy places the organism in Eukaryota, Metazoa, Chordata, Actinopteri, Cypriniformes, Cyprinidae.